Neodiprion virginianus is the source of this 563-nucleotide messenger RNA. RefSeq names its product prefoldin subunit 1 (gene Pfdn1). Bases 18 to 398 code for a protein of 126 amino acids. The record is from RefSeq and is a predicted model, not a curated record. The transcript has a single exon. Gene Ontology annotation, biological process: protein folding. Lineage: Eukaryota; Metazoa; Arthropoda; Insecta; Hymenoptera; Diprionidae. Gene Ontology annotation, cellular component: prefoldin complex; cytoplasm. Gene Ontology annotation, molecular function: protein folding chaperone.
CAAGUAAAAACGAAAAAAUGGCAAAAGCGCAAGACCAGGAGCUGAAAAAAGCGUUUUCCGAACUACAACAGAAGAUAAUUGAUACGACACAGAAAUUAAAGCUCGCAGACGUACAAAUUGAUUCGUUAAAACGAACAAAGCAGCAUGCCGAGCUCACGGUUAAGGAGGUAACCUCACUUCCACCAAACACGAAAACCUACGAGAGUGUGGGUCGAAUGUUCUUGCUAGACGACAUCGCGAGCGUAAAAGAAGGGCUUGAGAAACGGAUGAAAACGGCCGACGAGAAGAUCAAAACUCUAGAAAACAAUAAAGCGUUCUUGGAGCGUAGCUUAAAGGAUAACGCAAAUAACGUUAGAGAAAUGGUCCAGCAACGACAAAGCAACGAAUCCUCUGGUUGAUACAGCAGUUUCAUAUCUUUACUUGCUUUUACUCUUCUGUCGAAGUUGUACCCUUAUUCAAGCAAUAUCGCAUCUAUCAGUUGUAACUCUAAUUUAACAUCAUUAUUAUUUGUGUGCUUUCGAUAAAUGUAAUCCAUAAAAUAAACCUAUCAUGUUUACAUAUUA